AUGAAGCGCAACCCGAGCCAUAAGGAAAAGGAAUUCAAGGCUACAGGCCACGUGUCAACUGUGCAAUUCCACUGUAUGACCUCCAUCUCUGGUUGCGAAUAUGGGGAAGACCACAUGGUGCUCAAGAAAGUCCCCACACUCCGCCUUCCAAACCCCCCGAGCCCCUCCAACGCCGCCGGCAGUUGGCUUCUCUCCGCCUGCAAGUACCCCAAGACCCCAUCUUUCGCUAUCGAUCGCGACCAACCCGAUGAUGAUGGCAGCGGAGGCGCCCGCGACCCUGCCGCCACCCUCUCCGACGUCGACCGUUUCCUCUACGAGAACUUCGGCUCCCUCUACUACCGCGACAAAGACGGCACUGAAUUCUCCUCUGAAUCCCCCAGCUAUGACGCCGAGCUCACGGCGGGCAUGAUCCGAUCGUCGGAGCGCUUCUUCGUGUCCCCCGGUACGUCCAACUCUCUCCUCGAUGAGGCCCGGCCGAGCGCCGCCGCGUCGUCGUCGUCUUCCCGGCGGUCCGACGCCGGUCCGGCGGUCCUCGGCGACGGGGUGGCGGUGACGACCUUCACCAAGGACCCCUACGACGAUUUCCGGCGGUCCAUGCAGGACAUGGUGGAAGCCCGACACGUGGAUCCCCGCCAGCCGUUGGAUUGGGACUUCAUGGAGGAGCUCCUCUUCUGCUACUUGGAGCUCAACGACCGGAGCGUCCACAAGUACAUCCUCAGAGCCUUCACCGAUCUGGCGGUCAGCUACCGCCGCAGGGGAAGGCGGCGGAGGAAGACCAAGGAAGGGCAAGUGGCCGUGGUGCCACGUAAUUUUCCGGUGGGUGUGACCGGGAGGUCUUGA
Messenger RNA from Phoenix dactylifera (date palm), 840 nucleotides. RefSeq names its product transcription repressor OFP14. The record is from RefSeq and is a predicted model, not a curated record. NCBI's taxonomy places the organism in Eukaryota, Viridiplantae, Streptophyta, Magnoliopsida, Arecales, Arecaceae. Gene Ontology annotation, biological process: negative regulation of DNA-templated transcription.